UAUGCGAACAUCUACAACUUUCCAGAAGCCUUCAUAAAUUGAUAUCUAGUUUGUUCUAAUAUACAAAUGUUAACCACAGGAAGACUCUAUAGGAAUGAGAGACAAAUAAACGAUGCCGAAAGGAAAAAAAUUAAGUUGGUUUUCCAUCAGUGUGAUGUGGAUAAGAAAGGAUAUUUGUCCAGAGAAGAUCUUAAGAUAGCAGUUGUCAUGCUGUUUGGAUACAAGCCAUCAAAGUCGGAGACAAACAUCUUGAUGGAGAACGGCACUAUUAAGGACUGUAUAGGGGUCCCGCUGGAGCCGUUUGCGACUCUCAUGAGGAGUAAGAUGUCAGCAGAAGAUCCAUAUGAGAAGACGAGGCAGAUCUUCAGUGCAUUUGAUGUACACUGUCGUGGCUUCUUGAAGCUGGAUGACUUCAAAAGUGCCUUUAAGCGAGUUGCCCCUCGUCUGCAGGAGAGAACAGUGCUGGAGGCUUUCCGGCAUGCGGAUCAAGAUUCUGACGGUCACAUCAGCUUCAAGGAUUUUGAAAACAUCAUCAGCUAUGGUUUGGAGAACACCUGCAUCUCUACAUGAGCCACAAAAACAUUCGUUUUGGACUAUUUAUUUAGAUGAUAAAUAAAAGUGAAACAACAUGUAUUCGCUACUUUUGUUUAGCAAUUUAAAACAUGACAGUCGGCAAUUCACGCUCUCGCUCCAAUAGAUAUUUCUUAGCAAUUUCGAGGACACAGUUUGGCAUUGCCUGUUGAAAGGCAGAGUAACUUAAGAUGCUUGACACUUGGGUUAGAUGAUGACUUUUGAUGUCGUAUUGAUCCAUUUGGACCAAGACUGCACGGUGUAAUAGAGAAGCACACAUUUCUAUUGUGCGGUUGCCUUACAAACUACAUUAAAUUUAACCCAGCCUCUCAGGGUCUACUUCACUAGAUGCCGAAACCCAGCCUUCUGUACUCUCUCUCUCUUAAAAUGACUUCUGUGGUUUUUCCGUCAGCCAAUUUUAUAGCAUCUUAAAAAAAAUCAUCAUUGUUCAAUUUUCAUCUACAAAAUAGGCAGGUUGCUUCAAAAUUGAAAAUUUACUAGCACAUUCAGAUUCAGUUUAAACUCUCAUCUUCAGCGUGUAUUAAACAGCCCGAACACGCUCGUUCUGGGAGGAUUUUAUGCGACUGGUCUUGUUCCACGCGAUUAUGGUACUGUAAAUACUUGUUUGCGUUUCGAGAGAUUUGCUGC
Molecule: messenger RNA, 1218 nt
Organism: Danio aesculapii
Lineage: Eukaryota; Metazoa; Chordata; Actinopteri; Cypriniformes; Danionidae
Gene: efcab11
Product: EF-hand calcium binding domain 11
Exons: 6
Coding region: 67-570 (167 amino acids)
Cellular component (GO): cytoplasm
Molecular function (GO): calcium ion binding
Source: RefSeq, a predicted model, not a curated record